GCCGCAGCGGAGACAGCGGAGCCUGCGGGAUGGCGGCGGGCGAGGGCGGGGCCGACUCGCUGCCCCCGCCCUCUUCCUCCUUGCUCGGGCCCCAUCCGGGCCCCGAGCGCGCCCUGGAAGAAGCGGUGGCCUCGGGCAGCCUGAGCUUGGCGGGACGGCGCCUGAGGCACUUCCCCGGAGGAGCCGCUCGGCGCUGGGACCUCAGCGACACCACGCAAGCGGAUCUCUCGCGGAACCGCUUUGCCGAAGUGCCGGAAGACGCCUGCCACCUGAUGUCCCUGGAGGGGCUGAGCCUCUACCACAACUGCCUGCGUAGCCUCCCUCCGGCCAUGGCCAACCUCCAGGCCCUCACCCACCUCAACGUCAGCCGGAACCAGAUCUCCGUCCUGCCUGCCUGCCUUUGCCACCUGCCCCUCAAGGUCCUCAUCGCCAGCAACAACAAGCUGGCUUCCCUCCCGGAGGACAUCGGCUCCCUUGGCAGCCUUCGCCAGCUGGAUGUCAGCAGCAACGAACUGCGGUCGCUCCCGGGGAGCAUGGGGGGCCUGGAGCGUCUUCGGGACCUCAACGUCCGCCGGAACCAGAUCACAGUCCUCCCUGAAGAGUUGGGGGAGCUCCCGCUGGUGCGGCUGGACUUCUCCUGCAACCUGGUCACUCGGCUCCCCGUCUGCUUCCGCCACUUGCGACACCUGCAGUGCCUCCUCCUGGAGAACAACCCCCUGCAGUCCCCACCUGCUCAGGUCUGCCUGAAGGGCAAAAUCCACAUCUUCAAAUACCUCAACACGGAGGCCUGUGGCAAAGGCAGGCCGGGCUUGGCCGAGCUCGCCCAGGGACGCCCUGCCACCUUCGGCACGUGCCUCCCGGAUGACUUCUAUCCGGCCCGGCAACACGGCGGCCUUGACUCCGGCUUCCACAGCGUGGACAGCGGCAGCAAGCGGUGGUCGGGGAACGAGUCCACUGACGAGUUCUCCGACCUCUCCUUCCGCAUUGCCGAGUUGGCUCGCGACCCCAAGCAGCUGCGGGAGAAGCGUGGAGGGGCAGGCGAUGCCGGAGAAGUGGAGCAGAUCGACUACAUCGACAGCAGCGUGAACGGGGAGGAAGAGGAAGAGGAGGAUUCGCUGGUGGAGGAAGAGGCGAUGGGGGGCUCUCCUCCAGCUGGGAGGGCCGGCAAGGCAUGGAGCGGCUUCCCAGGACUGGCGCCCCACGAGGAGCCCCAGAAACACACCAGGAUCCCCUCCCAGAGAGUGGGCGCUGGAGAGCCAGGGCUGAUGGCUGGCAGGGGCGGCAGUGGGGCCGGCUCCGCCAGGCCGGAGUUCUCAGCCGAGGAGCGCCGUCGCCCAGAACUCCUGCAGCUGUGGCAGGAAAGGGAGCGCCAGCAGCAGCAGCAGCAGCCGCCCUCGCGGGGGACGGACAGCAGCAGCCUGGCCGAGAAGGGCGGUGGCCUCCCUCCUCCGAAGCAGCCCUGUGGCCAGGGAGCUGAACCGCCGGCUGGUUCCCCCAGGCACAGUCCCCGCUCUGCAGAUCCCUUUUCUGACCCUUCUGAGCCCACCCAGAGGGGCUUGAUAGACCCUCCUCGGCUUUGCCAGAGCUCCACGGGGGCCAGCCUUGCCACCCCACGCAAUGGCAGCGUGGCACAGAGGCCUUCCAGCUUCCUCUUCCGCUCCUCCUCCCAGAAGGGCGUCCAGCGGAGAUGGGAUUCCCCGUCGCCUGAGCUCAGCAGCCCCGCCAGGUGCCGUACGGGGACCCAGGCCUCAGACGAGAGGGAGCUCCUUGCCCAGCUGCGCAAGGCCAUUGAGUCCCACCUGAACGUGACCCUGGCAGAGGACUUGGGCGAGGCCCUGGCCGACGGGGUCAUCCUUUGCCAGCUGGCAAACCGCCUGUGCCCACGCUCUGUGCCUUUCAUCCACGUGCCCUCGCCUGCUGUGCCGAAGCUGAACGCCGCCAAAAGCCGCAAGAACCUGCAGGGCUUCCUGGCCGCCUGCCGCCAGCUUGGGAUUCCGGAGGUGUCUCUCUGUGGUGCCCCCGACAUUGCCCUCCUCCUCCAAGGCAACGUCCGUGGCUUCCUGUGCCCGCUGGAGGCCCUGCUGCUGCUGCUGCACCCAGCGGCCCCCCUCGCGCCCCCCGGCCACCUGGCCGGCUUUGCCGUCUUCUAUGCCUGCGUCAUGUUGCUGCUCUACUUUGCCUACUGCCAGCUGUGUGGCCUCUUCUUCUGCUGCUGCUGCUGAGCCCUCGGCCGCCCAGCCGAGCAGGACUGCCCGGCUGCCACAGCCGCCCCGUCCGCAGAGCCGGACGCUGCGUUCCCUGGUCAGAGACUCCGGCUCCAGGGAGGCCGCCCGUUGCUAGGAAGAUCAGCCCUCUGGUUUCAGACAUUGACCGGCUUCACUCACGUUCUCCAGGCAGCCAGAUGGGUUGGGGGCUGUCAAGAGGCCCCUUUCUCCAGUCGAUGCCUCCCGACACCCCCCGAAGUCCC
Messenger RNA from Thamnophis sirtalis, 2467 nucleotides. NCBI's taxonomy places the organism in Eukaryota, Metazoa, Chordata, Lepidosauria, Squamata, Natricidae. The record is from RefSeq and is a predicted model, not a curated record.